Scylla paramamosain (green mud crab) is the source of this 2921-nucleotide messenger RNA. RefSeq names its product protein lin-54 homolog. The coding region runs from base 18 to 656 and encodes 212 amino acids. Gene Ontology annotation, biological process: regulation of DNA-templated transcription. The record is from RefSeq and is a predicted model, not a curated record. Gene Ontology annotation, cellular component: nucleus. The transcript is spliced from 10 exons. Lineage: Eukaryota; Metazoa; Arthropoda; Malacostraca; Decapoda; Portunidae.
CUUUGUAUGUGCUUCAGAUGAACUAUAUUCGACUAGUGAGUCCUGGAGUUGGUGGAGGAGGAGGAGGAGGAGGAGGAGGAGGCAGCGCCACACUCAUACGCCCAACACCUCCCACCAACAAGCCCAUUGCUCCUGCUGCCUCUCAGCCCAUCAAAAUUAAGGCUAUGCCCAUUGCUCCCAAUCAGACCAGGAACAAGCAGCGCGUGAUCAUCCCAGUGUCCGGCUCAGGCUCGUCCAAUGUGUCGGGUGGGAUGCCUCAGACCAACCUGACCCUCCCAGCCUCUGCCCUGCCCCCAGGAGUCCUUUCCAACACCCAGCCAGGUUCAGUGGUUAUGAUCCCAGCUCACUACAUGUCACAGCUUCAGUCAAACACUACAAGCAACAGCACAAUUCAAGCAUCAAACCAGAUUCCUCCAGGAACCAUCAUCCCACACACCACAAAGCCACAGCCUUCUCGCACAAUCAUUGAUGCAAAUGGGAUCAGACCAAGAAAACCUUGCAACUGUACAAAGAGCCAGUGUCUUAAAUUGUAUGUCGUGGUGGAAGAGUUGGUAGCCCUGCACAUGUCCAUCCGAGAAUUACGUCACAGGUGGGCACAAGCCGCAGUCAUUCGCCGGCGCCUCCCUGCAGUCUCAGGUAGCAGCGGCGAUGCGUAGUGCUGUUGCUUUGUACUGAGUGAGCGUGAAUGAACCCUCGUGACGGUGUAUGGUGAUGGACGUGUGGGCCUUUACGUUGUGGAAACAGAAGGUGGUAACACGGAGAGCAAGUGGAAGAAACCUUGGGAGACUUCCAUGACUCAGGAACAAGCACACCUCACUGGGAGCCUUGUGACUGACAGGUGGUUCAGACCGACUGGGAGACAUGACGUCAGUGCCACCACGCAGGGAGUAAAACCAAGAGGAGGAAGAGGAGCAUUCAAGAGACAUCAGCUGGCCAGCAGUCCAUUCAGUUUGUGGCCCUGAUUUGUAAGUGCCAGGAAGACUAUGGUGAAGGCAGACCACAAACCUUUCAUUGGACAUGAGUGGCGAACGGCAGUGAAAAUAUGGCAGUGUCUGAUUCUUUGCACCAAAACACAGUGUGCUUAUUAACAGAUUUAUUCACUGUUCACUCAUUUGCUCAUCUCUAAAGGAGUGAAGAGUGUGCACUGAAUUUCACAACAGGAAGUGAAGGAUGAAGCAUGAAGGUUUUAGGCCAAAAUGAACAGACAGCAAUCAGGAAUGACACGUCCAGCAAAACCGGCAACACAGCAACACACACACACACCCAGGCUUCCAAGUUGAUAAUCCAAAAGCCAGCAGAUGACAGCUUCCUUCCAGCACACACUUGUAUCGCCCAACUUGACUUGCCUGAAUACAAGCUGAUACAGUCCAUGCAGCAGAUUUGGCAAUAGGUUUGAACUGGUACCAACACCCAAACUGGCACAUCAGAUCCACUUUUGGUGCACCACUCGCUGACGUAACAGAAUGGUGUUGAUCCAGUUUGUCGUCCAUGUGCAUUGUUUGAUUUUUGUGAACCUCCCAACAGCCAUCUUACUGUUUUUUUGCUGCAAUUAACCACAUCUUUGGUGUGGAGCCUCUACAAGUGGUGGAGGGCAUGGACACUUGGAUAUGGAUGACACUGGUUUGGGUGCCAAAUAUUAAUAGUGCACCUACACAAUUACCACACUCGAUCCUCUCACCAGGCUUAACUAUAAAUAAUUAAAGGUAAAUAACAUCUGUCAUCUAUUAUCUAUUGUAUUCUAUAUUGCUGUUAAUGUUUCAUGUAUACUGUAAUGUCUUUGCUUUCAAAUGCAAGUCAAAAGGGUGAACCCCAUUUAUAGUACUAUUCACGUUUGGCAAAUUUCACUUUUGACAUUGGUUUGGCUACACUAAUUGAACUGCUAACAGUGAGGGACUACUGUAAAUGUAGUAAUAAUUAUAAUUAUAAUAAUAAUAAUAAUAAUAAUAAUAAUAAUAAUAAUAAUAAUAAUAAUAAAAAGUAAUGAUAAAGUGCAAGACAUGUUCAUUAACGCAAUUAUUUUCUCCAACAUGGAGGAGUGAGGAGGCACAUCUGUCUGUGAUUAGGGAAUGCAAAUGACGAUGUUCCAAGGACGUCACCCUGUCCUGGGACAUGACAUGAGAGAGAAGAGGAAAAAAGGACUCUCUCUCUCUCUCUCUCUCUCUCUCUCUCUCUCUCUCUCUCUCUCUCUCUCUCUCUCUCUCUCUCUCUCUCUCUCUCUCUCUCUCUCUCAGAGUUUCCAUAACACCAAACUGCUCUGGUGUUAAUUUCAUGAGUUGCUGAAUAAUAGAAAUGGGAAUGUUAGUUCAAUGCAUUUAGCUCUGAGUAUGAAAGAAUGACAAGAAAGAAUGCAGAGGACACUAGAACACAUGCACAGAAAACUGAAAGAUUUUUAAACUUUUGAAUAGGUGUAGGAAAAAAGAAAAAAAAAAAAAAAAAACUGCAAAAUCAGUGUCUCCUUAAAACAACACAUGACAGCAAUGAUAACUCACACAACAAUAAUGCUUGAUGAAGACUAUAUUUCCAACACAGAUUUAUGACAACAUUUGGCAAAGCUGUGCACUGUUUACUUGUGUUAAAACUAUGCCAUGAUUUGAGAGGAAAGUUGGUUAGUCAUUAUAGGGUUAAGAUGAUAUAAGGGUGUUUAUUUUAGCUAAUUUCCAAUGACUCCUAAUAUAAGAUUAAAACUUUAAUGAUUAAGUAACUAUUUCAUUGUUUACAUUCAUUUACACCAAAAUUUCGCAACUACAACCUCAGGGAUGUUUAGUUAAUCCAAUUUUGUUCACAACUACUACAUUUUUUUCCAAUGGUUUACCCAUAGUACAACACAAACAACUACAAUAUCAUUCAUGCUAUUUCAUUCCAAAAAAAAAUUCACAACUAUGUACAUGAUCUAGUUUACAAUAAAAGGAUUUUGAACAAUA